Molecule: messenger RNA, 4672 nt
Organism: Seriola dumerili (greater amberjack)
Lineage: Eukaryota; Metazoa; Chordata; Actinopteri; Carangiformes; Carangidae
Gene: b3gnt5a
Product: lactosylceramide 1,3-N-acetyl-beta-D-glucosaminyltransferase A-like
Exons: 2
Coding region: 792-1991 (399 amino acids)
Biological process (GO): brain development
Cellular component (GO): membrane
Source: RefSeq, a predicted model, not a curated record
CGCUCAGACAGGGACCUUCAGGGCAAUCAGAGAAGACAUUUAAAACGCCCUUCAAAUGAACUACUGUACCGAGAGGAAAAAAAAGACGGGAGGAAAGAGAAGAGGAAGGUCUGACGAAGUGGCAGAAAGCAGAGGGCGAAAGAAAGAAAAAAAGCAGUUGGAAAGCGUGAGGCAGAAAAAGUGUGUCUCGCAGGUAGACAGAUACAAAGAGAGAGUGAGUUCACAGGAGCUGAGCAGAGGAGAGGAGAGGAGGAGGAUUUAUCUGUUCUCAAAAUAAAGAGCCCGGUGCCAUGGGAUUCCUUUAGCAUGCUGACAUUACAAUAACCAGAGAGGAGGAGCAACAAGUAAGUGGAGGAGAGGGGUGAAACUCUCUCUGACAUCUCAGGACAGGAAGAAGAAAAAGGAUGUGGGUUAUCUGCUUGCUAUGAGGGAGCAGAGCUUUUGCAUCAGACAGUGGAGCAAGUUCACUGACUACAGGACUUGACAGCAUCAAAAAAAGAAGCCAGCUGCAAGGACAGGAGAGGGAGGAAAGACAGAGGAUAUGUAUGAGGUGAGAAAGACAUAAUAAGAUAAAGUGAAGGAUGAGAAGGAAGACAAUUAGAUAGAUGAGAGGUGCGCUAGAGACUGAAAGGUGAGAAGUGAGAUUGAGAGUCGAAUGAGAAGUCACACUUGAGAGUGAAAAGAGGCAGAGAUGAAAUAACAUACUCUACUAUUAGAAAAAGAACAUAAGACAGGGGGAGAUACAGCUCCAGGAGAGCAGAAGUCCAGUCAGCAAUCAGUCUUCAGUCGCGAUGUUCAUGAACUUCCGUCGUAUCCGCAAGUGCCAGUGCGUGCAGCUUCUGACCACAGGCCUGGUGCUGUGUAUGGUGAUGGUGUGUUGGGAGGAGCUGGACCACCACGUGGUCAGCCACAUGAGAUCCUAUACAUAUCGCUACCUGGUCAACAGAUAUGACUUCCUCAAUUCUUCCUUCAACAUCACUUCCAAACAUCACCACAGAAAAGAUGGUUCUGACAGUGUGGGUGAUCGGUUAUGGAACUAUUCAUACCUAAUUAACCACCCAGGUAAAUGUGGAGGUAGUGGUGGAGAUGGAAAAAGCUGGGAUGAUGUCCUCCUGCUUCUGUUUGUGAAAUCAUCGCCCGAGAACUUUGAGCGGCGCCAGGCCAUCAGGGACACAUGGGGAAACGAGAGCUUUAUUUGGUCAGAACUGGGGGCAAGCAUGAGGGUGGUGUUUGCCCUCGGCAUGCACCAUGAUGUCAAGCGGAGAUCCAGAGUGCAGACUGCACUGCAGCAAGAGGACCAGGCCUAUGGAGACCUGAUCCAGCAGAACUUUGUGGACUCUUUUCACAACCUGACUGCCAAACUGAUCUUGCAGUUCCACUGGGGCCACGAAUACUGUCCUCAGGCACGCUUCCUCAUGUCCGCAGAUGAUGACAUCUUCGUCCACAUGCCCAAUUUGGUGAAAUACCUGCGGCAGCUCGAGAGUAGCCAAUCAGGGGCUAAAGACGUGUGGGUGGGGCAUGUACACAGAGGAGCCCCUCCAGUUCGCCGAAAGAACAGCAAGUAUCACGUUCCCUAUGAUCUGUACCCCUGGCCUUCCUACCCAGACUACACUGCCGGAGCAGGGUACGUGGUUUCAGGUGAUGUGGCCGCUAAGAUCUACCACGCGACUCUGGUGCUGAACUCCUCCAUCUACAUCGAUGAUGUCUUCAUGGGAAUUUGUGCCAAGGCCAUGGGGGUUUCUCCGCAGGAGCAUGUGUACUUUUCAGGGGAGGCCAAGGCUCCAUACCACCCCUGCAUCUAUGAUCACAUGAUCACAUCGCAUGGUCAUGCCGCAGAUGUGCGAUCACUAUGGCACACAGCAACAGACCCUGCAGUGUACAGUAACUACAGAGGAUCCAUGGGUAAUCUCUACUGCACUGCAGUGAGAGCGAUGCUGCUGUGUCUGCCAUAUUACCACAACACAUACUCCUGUAUGGCUGCUUUUACAUGAAGGAUCUUUAGAUGAUGCAAAGACUGCUUCAUGCUAAAUGUACCACACAAAAAAAUGACAGUAUCUCAUAAAAAUAGUCCUGUGUUAUUUCACUGUUUGCUGGCUAUCUAUGUAUUUGCAAUCUUGCAAUAAAGAGCAAAGCCGUUCCGUUAAGCAAACAUAUAUGCUCAUUGUUCUUCAGUCAUCAGCAGGAUUAGUUUUCAUUUUGUUUAAGCUAAAGAAAGAACAGAUGGGUAAAAACCCGUGCCCAGUUCUAUUGAGACGAGGGUUUUUUUGGUCUCUGUGUACACACAUCCACAGUGCUUCACAUUGUAAUUCAUCUGCCAACUUCUGAAGAGGUUCAGCUCUGUCUGGAGAGUCUAAGAUAACUACUACGCUAGCUGUUAAAUAUUAUGAAUUCUGGUGCCACUCAGGCAAAUUGAAUACAUGUCACAUUAAGAGCUAAAUGCAACUCUCUUGAUGAUUUAUGAGAAAAUGUUCCAGUAUGAAUACAAUUCUGUAUAAUGUAUGAUUGCUACUGUAUGUAAAGGCAUUUAUGGUGGUUUGAUAGAUGAUAGUUUUGUUAUCAGCCUCAAGCUACAAAUCUCAAUUUAAAGCACAAUGCAUCAUAAUGCUAUCGGUGAAAACCAUUUAAAGAUCCCAGUAUCAACUUCACAUUCAUACAGUAUGUGACUUUUUUUAAGGAGUACACACUAAACAGUAGUUAAAAAGGUAAGAUAAUCUUACAUGUUUACAUUGCCUCUAUAAAUGUGGUUCAUAAAAAACUCUGUUUAAGGAAUAGAUGUAAUUAGCUUGAAAUGUUCUGUAUCAUAUAUUGUUGGUAUUUUCUUUGGGGAAGUCAGAAGCUUCUUUAGCCAGUCUAUUCUUAGACCACUGAACUUUGUAUUUGUUUUUAGUUGUGCUGUGAAUGACUCAAUCUCAUGAGGGUGACAGUGCAUCAUACAUUUCCUAUUGAGACACUCAGCCAGCCAGUAGGAGAAAAGCUACAUCUGACCAAACUCUGAGCUAAAUGAUGCCAGAUAAAUACAUUUCUCUACCAAUGUACAGAACUGACAAAAUGCAGAAAAAUUGAGAAAAACUGAGAAAACCCAGGGUUGCGAGGUAAUUAAUUUACUUGUGUGCUGUUGUAUACUUUGUUAAUAUUUUCCAUGGCCAUGGGACUUUUGCUUUUUUUUUUGCUCAUCUUCAUUUGAAGUUUUAGAUCAGCAGUUCUCAAACUAGGGGUUGGGACCGUCCAAGUGGUCGCAAGAUUAAUGGAAGCAAGAAGAUUAUCUGGAUAGGAAAGUGUUAAAAACAUUUAACCUACUCAAAAUAAUGUUUUUAUGUAUGAAACUGAAUUAUUGGAUAGUUCUACUUCUUCCACUAAAAACACAGGAAAACAGACAUAAAGGCAGUGACUAUGGAUCACAAGAGGACAACGCUUUAUUUUAAUUUUCAUAAGCCUCUGCAUGGGAGUAAAUUAUAUUUUAAGAUGUUAAUUUUGAUCUUGAUUUUUGAUGUAACCCAAAAAGACUGUUGUCAUAGCAGUAGAUAACAUAACAUAUUUUUGCCACUUGGGGGCAGCAGAAACAUGUUGUGAGCAGGACAUUAAAAUAGCAUCACCAAUUAAGAUGAUAAUGGCAAAGUUGUUAGCAAGCAGUUGCUUAUUUACAUUUAUCUAUUUUGCCUGCUGCCGCUGAAAAAAUGUGCUGCGGCGAGAUUUGAUCAUUAGCAUAAUCAACUCCCUUAAAACUGCCAUGCAAAGCCUCAAUUGUACACACUUGCGGACGCACACACAGACAGCUGCAGACAGCUUCUAGUCCAGUGCAUGCACAGUUGGUGCCCCAGGUGUACUGUCUGUGGGGACUGGCGUGGACUCACUAUAAAAUGGAGGCUACACAGAUGUCUGCACAGAGCUUCAAGUACACUCUCUGAUGACGAAAUUUACAUGUGACCCUCACGUACUUGUGGAUAGAGAAAGUAUAACACUAACUUAAGUCUACCUGUUCUGCUUCAUUUUAUGGGAAAGGUUUGAUUCACAAAAAUGCCAUACGAGAGCAUAAAGAAGAAUUUCAACCUGCAGCACUUAAAGUCCUGCUGUCUGAAAUCAGCAAGCAAAAAAAUAACAAAUUUAAUCAGUAGUGGUAUUAGACCCAAAACAGGUUAUAGUUCUGUCAGUGACAUCUCAUCAGAGCAGCGCUGUACUGUGACAGAAAUAAGGAGGGAAUGCUUCAGUCUACAUGAGGUUACACUAGAUGCAAAAAAGAUCUUUCUAUAGCAGAGCAGCCCAUGAGUAAUAGGUGGUGAGGGGUAUGACAAUCACUGAGAUAUUACACUAGGGAAUGUUACAGCCUACAGUAGGUGAGCAGGUGUUCUCGCACACGCUGGACAACAACCUGCAUAAAGCAGUUGCUUAAGGCAGAAUGAGAAACAAUUUUCAAUUCUUCUGCAAUGGUUUAAUGUCACCCGACCAGAGAAUUAGUGCCUUCGUCUGUACAUGUCGAUACACCUAUCUCCUAAAUUCUACAUAACCGUAGUGGAUGGAAAUGCACAGCAAUAUGAUUUUUUUUGACAAUUUUCUCAUAAUUCUGUUAAGAUUUGUACUUAAUUUGAAUGGAUCAAUGUUUUGAGUAGCCUCUCUCCCUCUCUCUGUGUCCAAUGAUCUUUUUUAUGCUGCAGUCUGCUGGCGCAGCGGCAUGUCC